This is a messenger RNA of Cucurbita pepo subsp. pepo (vegetable marrow), 3430 nucleotides long. RefSeq names its product cellulose synthase-like protein D4. The record is from RefSeq and is a predicted model, not a curated record. Gene Ontology annotation, molecular function: cellulose synthase (UDP-forming) activity. Gene Ontology annotation, biological process: cellulose biosynthetic process. NCBI's taxonomy places the organism in Eukaryota, Viridiplantae, Streptophyta, Magnoliopsida, Cucurbitales, Cucurbitaceae. Gene Ontology annotation, cellular component: membrane.
AUGGCAACUUUAACCAACCAAACAUCCAAGAAAGCCAUUCGCAGCCCGGGCGGGGCGUCGAAUUCUGCAGCCAAUCGAGGUUCAAGUGGACAAUCGGUUAAGUUCGCACGAAGAACGUCGAGUGGCCGAUAUGUCAGCCUAUCCAGAGAUGAUCUCGACAUGUCCGGAGAGGUAUCGGGGGAUUAUAUUAACUACACCGUCCAUAUUCCUCCAACCCCGGAUAAUCAACCGAUGGAUACAUCGAUAGCCACCAAAGCGGAGGAGCAAUACGUCGCAAACUCGCUGUUUACCGGUGGAUUCAACAGCGUCACACGAGCACAUCUCAUGGAUAAGGUGAUCGAUUCCGAGGUUACUCAUCCUCAAAUGGCUGGAGCUAAAGGCUCAUCCUGUGCCAUGCCUGCUUGUGAUGGCAAGGUCAUGAAGGACGAGCGGGGUAAAGAUAUCACUCCUUGUGAAUGCAGGUUUAGAAUUUGUCGGGAUUGCUAUCUCGAUGCAUUGAAGGACACAGGGCUUUGUCCUGGAUGCAAAGAGCCCUACAAAGUGGGUGACUAUGAUGAAGAUUCUAAUGACUAUUCUAAUGGAACAUUACAAUUAAAAGGCCAUGAUGGGUCUAAAUCAAUGAUGAAGCUAAACCAAGGUGGAGAAUUUGAUCACAACAAAUGGUUGUUUGAGUCAAAAGGAACCUAUGGUGUUGGCAAUGCAUACUUGAAUCAAGACGACGGGUACGGUGAUGGCAACGACGACAAGUUCCGUGAAGGAAUGUUGGAGUCGAUGGACAAGCCAUGGAAACCGCUGAGUCGAACGUUUCCGAUCCCGGCUAGCAUCAUAAGUCCAUACAGGCUGUUGAUAUUGAUAAGACUUGUGGUGUUGGGUUUCUUUUUGCAUUGGAGAGUGCAACAUCCAAAUGAGGAUGCAAUAUGGCUAUGGUUGAUGUCUAUAGUAUGUGAAAUAUGGUUCGCUUUCUCUUGGAUUCUCGAUCAAAUUCCGAAGGUAUGUCCCGUUAAUCGAGCUACCGAUCUUCAAGUUCUUUACGACAAGUUCGAUGCUCCGUCUCCGUUGAAUCCCACCGGGCGUUCCGAUCUCCCGGGAGUUGACAUGUUUGUAUCCACAGCGGAUCCUGAAAAGGAACCGGUUCUUGUAACGGCGAAUACGAUAUUAUCCAUUCUUGCAGCGGAUUAUCCGGUUGAAAAACUUGCUUGCUACAUCUCUGAUGAUGGAGGUGCACUCUUGACAUUCGAGGCGAUGGCGGAGGCUGCUAGCUUUGCGGAUUUGUGGGUGCCGUUUUGUCGUAAGCAUGAUAUCGAGCCGAGAAAUCCCGAAAGCUAUUUUAGUUUAAAAGUGGAUCCAACGAAGAAUAAGAGUAGGUCGGAUUUUGUGAAGGAUAGAAGGAAAAUUAAGCGAGAGUACGACGAGUUUAAGGUUCGAACAAAUGGGCUUCCCGACGCGAUUAGGAGGCGAUCGGAUGCUUUCAAUGCAAGAGAGGAGAUGAAGAUGUGGAAACACAAGAAAGAAACUGGAGGAGAUCCCAUGGAGCCAAUUAAGGUUCAAAAAGCAACAUGGAUGGCUGAUGGAAGCCAUUGGCCUGGUACUUGGGUUGUCCCUUCUGGUGACCAUUCUAAGGGUGAUCAUGCAGGAAUUCUUCAGGUGAUGUUGAAGCCUCCAAGCCACGACCCAUUAUUGGGGAGUACAGACGAGAAGAUCAUAGACUUCACAGACGUCGACAUUCGUCUUCCAAUGUUCGUAUACGUAUCUCGUGAGAAACGACCUGGAUACGAUCACAACAAAAAGGCAGGCGCCAUGAACGCCCUGGUACGAGCCUCGGCCGUGUUGUCAAAUGGUCCAUUCAUUCUCAACCUUGAUUGUGACCAUUAUGUGUAUAACUGCAAAGCCAUCAAAGAGGGAAUGUGCUUCAUGAUGGACCGUGGUGGGGAGGAUAUUUGUUACAUCCAAUUCCCUCAAAGAUUUGAAGGCAUUGAUCCUUCUGAUCGAUAUGCCAAUCAUAAUACUGUCUUCUUUGAUGGCAAUAUGAGAGCGCUCGAUGGAAUACAAGGUCCGGUGUACGUCGGAACGGGUUGUAUGUUUCGUCGCUUCGCCCUCUACGGUUUCGACCCGCCUCAACCCGAUAUGGUUAAGCCUAAAAGUGAUUCCUCUGAAACACAACCUUUGCAAACACAGCCUUUGCAAUCCACUGACUUUGAUCCUGACCUUGAUGUCAAUUUACUUCCCAAGCGUUUUGGAAAUUCUACCAUGUUGGCUGACUCGAUACCGGUUGCCGAGUUUCAAGGCCGCCCGAUUGCUGAUCAUCCUGCAGUUCGGUAUGGACGCCCUCCCGGUGUUCUUCGGGCUCCUCGUCAACCCCUCGACGCUGCAACCGUUGCUGAAUCUGUCUCCGUAAUUUCUUGCUGGUACGAGGAUAAAACGGAAUGGGGCGAGCGAGUAGGGUGGAUUUAUGGCUCGGUGACAGAGGAUGUGGUCACUGGCUACCGUAUGCACAACCGUGGAUGGCAUUCUGUUUACUGCAUCACCAAGCGCGAUGCCUUCCGUGGGUCGGCUCCAAUCAAUCUCACUGAUCGACUUCACCAAGUGCUCCGAUGGGCGACGGGUUCGGUCGAGAUUUUCUUCUCGAAAAAUAAUGCAUUGCUGGCUUCGAGACGCCUCAAAAUUCUGCAACGUCUCGCCUACCUCAACGUCGGCAUCUACCCCUUCACCUCGAUCUUCCUCAUUGUCUACUGCUUCCUCCCAGCUCUCUCCCUUUUCUCUGGCAACUUCAUUGUCCAAACACUCAAUGUCACCUUCUUGGUGUACCUUCUCAUCAUCACUGUCUGUUUAAUCUCCUUAGCCAUUUUGGAAGUCAAGUGGUCUGGCAUUGGCUUGGAAGAAUGGUGGAGAAAUGAACAGUUUUGGCUCAUUUCAGGCACGUCAGCUCACUUAGCAGCUGUGGUCCAAGGCUUAUUAAAGGUGGUAGCAGGGAUCGAGAUCUCUUUCACGUUAACAUCAAAGUCAUCAGGAGACGACGUCGAAGACAUUUACGCAGACUUAUACCUCGUGAAAUGGACGUCGUUGAUGGUUCCUCCCAUUGUGAUAGCCCUAAUGAACAUAAUAGCCAUGGUGGUAGCAUUCUCAAGAACAAUAUACAGCACAGUGCCACAAUGGAGCAAGUUCAUAGGUGGGGCUUUCUUUAGCUUCUGGGUUUUGGCUCAUUUGUAUCCUUUUGCUAAAGGGUUGAUGGGAAGAAGAGGAAAAACGCCAACAAUUGUGAUAGUUUGGUCAGGCUUGAUUGCUAUCACACUCUCUUUGUUGUGGAUAGCCAUUAGCCCACCAAAGCCAACUGCUGCUGAUGCCGCCAUUGGGGGAGGAGGCUUUGAAUUCCCAUGAACAGAUAUCAAUUAUUGGAUAUUCAUUCAAUCAAUAUCUCUGGACACACUCAUCA